CUGACCCCGCCCCUUGCUAGCACGUGCGGCUGAGUGAGCGCGCAGCCUCAGACUGGUCAUUCGUAAACCUGUUGAGAAAACAAAUUACUCCUGGGAGCUCUGUAAUGGAGGCCGACGAAGAUGAUGAAGAAUCGGAUGAAAAGGAGAUCUACAUGAGCAUUCUAUGGCAUGCAGGAUUGCUCGCCCUGUCUUAUUACGACACUGGUGACUGCGCGGCACACUUUAUGCCAGAUACCCCUGAUACAGACCAGCUCCUGCUGCUGGGGAGAGUGAUAUCUGAUCUAAAACCAAGAUGUAUUGUAACAAGUGCAAAGCAAGACCAGAACCUCUCUGACUUUCUCCAGAGUUUAAACCCUGAUGGACAGGCUGAUGGGCUGUUGGCACCUGAAAUCGUUCUAUUCCCAAAUGCAGAUUUUGGGUUGGAGGUCUCUAAACAGCGAAUCCUCUCUGGGAACUUCCCAUCUUUACCUUCCAGGCUCACUGAGAUUGAGAAGAUCCUGCACCUCUCUUCCAUUAUUCCCUUUGACAGUCCACUCAUGAUCCGUACACUUGGAGGGCUUAUGAAAUUUUUAGAUCGAAGGAGGAUUGGGGUUCAGUUGGAAGACACUAGCGUGGGAGUCCCUAUUAUGAGCCUUAGGAAAUAUGUCUUGACAGAUAUCGUAGACAUGGAUCAAGAUACCUACAGUGUUCUCCAGAUAUUUAAAAGUGAGGUCCAUCCAUCAGUGUAUAAAAUGUCCUCCAGUGUGAAAGAAGGACUGAGUCUUUAUGGUCUUCUGAACUGCUGCCGAUCCAAGUGGGGAGAGAACAUGAUGAGACUGUGGAUGAUGCGACCCACCCGAGAUCAGGUCGAGCUGAUGUCUCGUCUUGAUGUGAUUGAGUUUUUUGUAACCCCUCGGAACCUGGAAAUUGCAGGAACCCUUCAGACCUGUAUUAAGAGCAUCAAAAAUAUUCCAAUGAUUUUAAAACGCAUGACAUUGUCUAAUACCAAGGUAUCUGACUGGCAGGCUCUCUAUAAGACAGUGUACAAUGCUGUAUGUAUUGGAGAUACCUGCCGUUCCUUGCCUCAGACAGUGUCUCUCUUCUCCCGCAUCUCUGCAGCCUUCAGCAAUGACUUGCAUUAUAUUGCCAGCAUUAUCAGCAAAGUGGUAGAUUUUGAGGAGAGUCUGACUGAGAAGCGAUUCUGCAUUAAACCCUUCGUAGACCCUGCAGUGGACGAAAAAAAGCGUCGGUUACAUGGCCUGUCAGAUUUUCUCACGGAGGUUGCACGCAAAGAGCUGGAGAACUUGGACAGCAAGAUCCCAUUUUGCUGCGUGAUCUACAUUCCUCUGAUUGGUUUCCUUCUGUCCAUUCCCCGUCUCCCUUUCAUGCAGGACAAAAGCGAUUUUGAAAUUGAAGGACUGGAGUUCAUGUUCUUGUCAGAGGAUAGACUCCACUACAGAAGUGCUCGUACCCGGGAGUUGGAUUCAUUACUGGGGGACCUUCACUGUGACAUUAGAGACCAUGAGACCAUGAUUAUGCAUCAGAUGCAGACAUUGAUAUUGGAAAAGUCAGCUGUUCUAUAUGAUGUGAUUGAGUAUGUUGGCCAGUUGGAUGCUCUCCUUGCCUUGGCAGUAUCUGCCCGCGAGAAUGGAUUUGUACGUCCCCGCUAUGUUCCCUCUAACACGAUUUACAUCAAGGAAGGGAGACACCCCCUCAUGGUAUAUUGCUCUGGAACAUUUGUCCCAAAUUCAACCCAGACAGAAGAAAUGGAGAAACGUAUAAAAAUCCUGACGGGACCCAACUCUUGUGGGAAAAGUGUAUAUAUGAAACAGGUCGGUCUCAUUGUCUUCAUGUCUAUGAUUGGAAGUUAUGUUCCUGCUUCAGUUGCAGAGAUUGGGCCAAUCGAUGGCAUCUUCACUCGAAUCCAAAGCAGGGAAUCUGUAUCUCUUGGCCUUUCUACCUUCAUGAUUGACUUAAACCAGGUGGCAAGAGCAGUGAAUAAUGCAACAAAGAAGUCACUGGUGUUAAUUGAUGAAUUUGGUAAAGGAACCAAUACAGUGGAUGGCCUCUCACUCUUAGCUGCAGUUCUUAGGCACUGGAUCAAUCAGGGGCUUGACUGUCCACACAUUUUCUUGUCUACAAAUUUCCACAGCCUAAUACAACUCAAAAUACUUCCAGACAGCCCCCUGCUACAUUAUCAGACCCUUGAGUGGUGCCUGGAUGGAGAGGAAUUGAUCUUUUUCUACCAGAUGAAAGAUGGGAUAUCAGAAGCAAGUCAAGCAGCCAGAGUGGCAGCCAAGGCUGGUUUACCAUCUGAGAUAAUCAAACGAGGAGUAGAGGUAUCUGAGCUCUUCCGAAGUGGGCAGGCAAUUCAGUGCUUGGAUCAGGAAGCAAAGAAUGAAAAAAUGCAAAUGUGCCAGAAUAUGGUUUUCAAUUUUCUUAGUCUAGACCUCGAGGAUCCACAGCUUGACCUGCAACACUAUAUGACCAAAGAGAUAAUUCCUUCUUCAAACAUCCUAUAAACUGUCCCACUACGUUCCAUCCUCCUUUUCUAUUCUGCCCCCAUACACAGGGUGAUUUCAGAGUUUUCACUGUAAAAUGUUGUACUUAAAGUAAACGCUUAUUGCAAGACAUUGUUCCAUUGUUAUUUCCCCUAUAUUUAAAUAUGUAUAAUAUACACUGGUAAUGUACUGGGAUAUCAGGUUUUAACCCAAAAUAAAUCAGAAUUAUUUUCCCAUUCAGCCAUUAUGCACUAAAAUGUGAAACUCUUGUCAGUUCUCUGCAAAUAAGUUUUGUUAAUAACCCUGACAAUCUUGUUGACCUCAUUAUGUGGUCCGCAGCUGCAUAAAUCCCCCCACUGUGACUGCUUAAUGGAGGAGAUCUUUUAUCAGGAGAGAAGGGGAGAGUGGUCUCUGGGAAUAUGUUAA
Messenger RNA from Pelobates fuscus (common spadefoot toad), 2906 nucleotides. It is a transcript of the gene MSH5, whose product is annotated as mutS homolog 5. The record is from RefSeq and is a predicted model, not a curated record. Gene Ontology annotation, biological process: chiasma assembly; mismatch repair. Gene Ontology annotation, cellular component: nucleus. The transcript is spliced from 25 exons. Bases 105 to 2501 code for a protein of 798 amino acids. NCBI's taxonomy places the organism in Eukaryota, Metazoa, Chordata, Amphibia, Anura, Pelobatidae. Gene Ontology annotation, molecular function: mismatched DNA binding; ATP-dependent DNA damage sensor activity; ATP binding.